Acanthamoeba castellanii str. Neff is the source of this 912-nucleotide messenger RNA. RefSeq lists its product as uncharacterized. The transcript is spliced from 6 exons. The coding region runs from base 1 to 912 and encodes 303 amino acids. NCBI's taxonomy places the organism in Eukaryota, Discosea, Longamoebia, Acanthamoebidae. The record is from RefSeq and is a predicted model, not a curated record.
AUGGGGCGAAGACAAGCCGUACAUGCGGGUGCCGGUGGGAAAGCAGGAGAUGCGAAGACGACUGAAGUCACCACAACGGGAGGCGCUUCAGUGCAGCAGCAAGGAGAAGAAACUGCGGGCGUGCAGGAGGUUAUCAAUCGAUUUGUGACACUCGACUUCUUGCACAAGGAGCGGCAGCUCUCGAAGAAGGACGCCGUGGCACUGGUGGCCUUCGUCGAGCACGUCGUCGAGUCCUGCCCCGAGAACCCAUCGUCACCAGCCUUCACGCCGUCGUUGUCGCCUCGUCGGGCCGACGCCGAGAAGGCCUUCCGCCGCAAGGCGUGGGAGUUCCUCUCCCAGCCCCGCCACGCCCGCCUCCUGCACCGGGAGUGCGCCGACGGCCUCGCCGCCUGCUACAUCAGCCUCUCCGCCCACAUCCCCUGGAAGCAGCUUUCCAGGCAGAUUCUCUUCAUGGCACUCAACCUCCUGGCUGCUGCUGUUGACGAAGGGCCGAUUGAGAUCCUGGAGUUGAGUAAGUACUGGAGCGAGAAGAAGAGUGACGAGAAGCCCCAGUCAAGGCACCAGAAGAAGGAGGCGCUGCGCGUGCGAGAGGACUACUUGGGCGCCACCUACGGCUGGAACGCCCUCGAGCGAGUCGACCCCAACUUCACGGGAGGGCCGAUUGAGAUCCUGGAGUUGAGUAAGUACUGGAGCGAGAAGAAGAGUGACGAGAAGCCCCAAAGGAAGGAGGCGCUGCGCGUGCGAGAGGACUACUUGGGCGCCACCUACGGCUGGAACGCCCUCGAGCGAGUCGACCCCAACUUCACGGGAGGCACGUCGGGCGCGGGGCGGUGGCUCAUGCCCAUCCUCAUAUUCCUCAUCCUCUCCAACGUGGUCGUCUUCCUCUGGGGCAAUGGCUACAUUCACGUGUGA